This is a messenger RNA of Phyllotreta striolata, 851 nucleotides long. Lineage: Eukaryota; Metazoa; Arthropoda; Insecta; Coleoptera; Chrysomelidae. The record is from the annotation of a GenBank genome assembly.
CGAAUUCCCCCAUGGGAUAAAGUUGCCAUUUCUAUUUUGCGAAAUGGCUGCUGUUUCAGACUUUUUUUCUCUAGGAAGUGUAGUUUGGUGUAGAACUUGUUAUAACAAAGAAAUCGAAGGCGAAGUAUUGGCGUUCGAUGCGCCUACUAAAGUAUUAAUUCUAAAAUGCGCUCCAACUAUCGGAGAUCCGAAAUUAAAUGAUAUCCAUUUUGUUAAUUUAUCCCUUGUUAGCGAAUUACAAGUCAAGAAAGAAGUUAACAACGUGCCGGAAGCUCCACAGUCUUUGAAUUUGCAAAGGCUAAACACCAGAGUGAGGAAUCAGGUGGACAAGAAGAAGAGGAAAUUCCAAGCAAUAUCGGCUAAUGUCAGUUCCGAGGGACAGAGUUUGUUCAUAGCUAUAUCUAAAACGAUUCCCGAGGUUAGGUGGAAAGAUUCCGAUAUUGUGGUUUUUAGUGGUGUAACUAUUAGCCCACCCUAUCAAUUGGAGAACAUAAGAGGGAAUAAGACCAAUGGAGAUUACAAGUAUGUAAGGAAAAUUGUGGAGAAGCAUAUUAAAGAUUUAGCCUUAAACAACCAGAGCCCACCAGUGUGUCAAAAUAAUACUUCGCAGUAAGGAUACAACAACAACAACAAAGAAUGUUUAGAUAAUUUAUAUAUCUGAAAUAUGGUACCUCUCUGUUAUAUUUGAUUUUCAAAUUACAAUAACCUUUUUUUUAUUUGCAUAUCAUUUUUAUUAAAUCCGCAAAUGUUUUACGAAUUGAAAAUCAAGUGUUUUUGUUCAGUUUUUUCAUGAGUCUUGCGUUGGACAACGCGAGAGUCGACUUUCUUUGUCCAACGCAACACCCAUCUAU